Molecule: messenger RNA, 936 nt
Organism: Kuraishia capsulata CBS 1993
Lineage: Eukaryota; Fungi; Ascomycota; Pichiomycetes; Pichiales; Pichiaceae
Exons: 1
Coding region: 1-936 (311 amino acids)
Source: RefSeq, a predicted model, not a curated record
AUGGCAUCCGUAUUGAGAAGUGCCAGAUCAUUGCCUACUCUGAGGACUGCUUAUCAGCAGGGUGUGAGGCAACAACUCCAAAGCGCGCCACGUCUUCCACCAAGCGCUAGUUCAUCAAAAUACUUCAGUAACAAGGCUAUAAAGACGGUUUUCGCUGAAGAUGACCUUUCAUUUGUGAGCAGACAGUACGAGACAUUCCAGAGACAGUCACAGCCAAUCACGUUUGUGCGGUCAGUGCACCAGACCUCAAAGGCCCAGACCACGCUGCUAGAUUCGAAUGCGGGUAGCAAAUAUGUUUCUAUGAAUUUGCAGGGGUUGAAAAGCGAGUGCAAGAGGCGUGGAUUGAAAGUUAGCGGGAGAAAGCUUGAGCUGAUCCAACGACUCAGUCACAGCGAUGCCCCGGGUUCUCCACCAUCUUCCAGGCAGCUGUCUACAGCUUCGAAGUCCAAAACUGUUAAUGCGAAAGAACCAGAAAACUUGAUUAAGAUCCAGAAGAAGUCUCUAUCUACCAAAACUGUCCAAAAGAGGACCAUUUCAAGAACGGCAACUGUUUCGGCUAAAGGUGACAGUUCUACGAUUGAGUCUUUCAAGAUUCCCCAUCACAACUACGACCCACCAGAUCCAGUGCCACCAAUAAAAAUCCCAUCGCUUUCUACUGAGGCCUCUCUCAAGGAUGCAACCACGCCUGUUGAUCCAAAAAACCCCAAGGACAUACUGGAUGCUAAGGUUGAAGGUGCCGUGAGUCUUGGGGUCGACAGUCCACCAGUGGCCACACAAUCUGGUGUAGUGGUUGAGCCUUUGGAGAUUGACACUUCAGAGUCUUCUCAGUCUGGUGAAGAACCAAUAUCUUUUAGAGAUAAGGGUAUUCUGGCUGCGUUCGCCGUUGCCUCCAUUGGCUGGUGGUAUCUCAAGCCCAAGACUAGCGAGGGACACUAG